Messenger RNA from Bipolaris victoriae FI3, 2010 nucleotides. RefSeq lists its product as hypothetical. Lineage: Eukaryota; Fungi; Ascomycota; Dothideomycetes; Pleosporales; Pleosporaceae. The record is from RefSeq and is a predicted model, not a curated record. The coding region runs from base 1 to 2010 and encodes 669 amino acids. The transcript has a single exon.
AUGGAUCUCCAACGGCUUACUCUCUUCCAGAGCCAUGUGGCCAAUACUGCAGUCAAUGGACCUACGAUUAAUUUGAAUUAUCCGAAGCUGGAGAAUGCCGAUCGUCAGUUUCGUAUGUUGGUCCUGAAACCCUCUGGAGACUUCAGUACCGACAUCAAAUGCCAUAUCCAUAAUCGAUCGCAAAAUCCCAACCCAGCAUAUGAAGCUUUGUCUUACAGAUGGGGAGAUCCAAAGGACACUACUCCAAUUCACGUCCGCCUGACUGAGCACCAAGGCGAAAAAGAAGCCGACGAGGCUCCAUAUCUACCAUGGCCAGUUACACGCAACCUGGAACAAGCGUUACGAGCUUUGCGACUACCUGAUACCGACCGUCUUCUCUGGGUAGAUGCACUUUGUAUAAAUCAAAAUGACGACGUUGAGAGGGGUAAACAGGUCCGAAUAAUGGGUCAGAUUUAUCAAAACUGUGUCCGAGAUCUGUUAUGGCUCGGUCCAGAGAAUGUUCAGAUCAGCCGAGCAAUGAGACUGAUCUUGAAGAUUCAAGGCCAUGGUGAAAGCGGUCAUAACAAGACUUGUAGAUCAACGGUUGAAACCGAAAGCACAACCUUCUCGGCCUUCUCAGAUCAAGACUGGGAUGAUCUGAAGAGACUUAUCAUGCAUCCUAUCGAAUGGGGCAGAGUCUGGAUCAUCCAAGAACUGAUACUCUCACCCGAAUUCACCCUCGUUUGUGGCAAAGAUACACUGGACUGGAGUUGUAUCGACAGCGUACUUAACAACAACCGCGAUGUCCUGAGAAAAAUCGAUUUGCAAGGCCCUGAGCUCGGAAUGCUUCUCGAAGUUAUCAGCAAAGUGAGCACCAUCCGGGUGUAUCGUAUGCCACCGGAAAUAACGAACCACCUGUUUUCCAAGUCUUUGCUCACCACUUUCUUCUUUUUUCUCGACUGGGAAGCUACUGAUGGACGAGAUAAAGUCUAUGCAGUACUCAGUCUCACUACAGAUGGAAAGAACAUGAGUGUGGACUACCAAAACACGAUGGAUCAGUUAUCAAUUGAUUUCGCCAAAACAUGCCUUGCGCAGGGCAAUGUAAGGCUUUUAUCUCACAACACAACCUAUUGCGUCGCUAAAACUCAAUAUCUCAAACAACACCCUAGCGGCUCCGAAUAUAGCACCACUGAGCAAGAGCUUCUGGUUCCUCGCAGAAAAGACUGGCCAACGUGGAUUCCUGAUUUGUCAGACGAUAUUAUCAAGGGUGCUAAGAUCUCUGGUCUUUCUGUUGCAGGAGUGUCGAAGUAUAACGCAUGUGGUACUGUGGAAAGUAUGAAAGCCUUGCAAGUCAGCCAAUGCAGAAUUACUCCUUCACUUGGACUACUAAUGGGUGGAGUCUUCGUUGAUUCAGUUGCACUAGUCAACCCAAUAACCCUCGUAUCAGACAACGAGACUCCAAGAGAUCGAUGGACUCGUGAUGUCCUUGCUUGGGCACCGCCUGAAACGAAACAGCACAAUGCAAUCUUACAAUUGUAUCCAUGGUCUGACUCACAACACGAAAGCGUUGUCUCGGCAUAUUGGCGCACCAUCGUAACAGAUCGUCGAGCGGAUAAACGACUCAAUGCAGAGGAUCUGAGACAAACUAAGUGGUAUACAGACGUCUCAGAGGGCUCUGAUAUACCCAAGGAAAACAUGUUGCUGGUAGGUUGGCGCUUUGGCAAGACUGCGGCUGGACUGUACUGUAUGCUUCCGCCUCAAUCGAAGGUUGGGGACACCAUUUGCGUGCCGCUGGGAGGACAAGUACCACUACUACUUCGACCGCAAAACGGAGAUGAUGAGCUGUAUGACCUGAUUGGUGAGGCAUACGUGCAUGGUGUUAUGGAUGGAAUGGGCAUCCUUCGCGCUGUCGCAAAUAUGAGCAGGAUGUUGCAAGCUGAUCCGAAUCAUGAUUAUGAACACAUGGCCACAAAGCUACAACACGAGACGAUGGGCACGCAGUUCUACAUGAAGACAUUUCACAUUGUAUAA